CAUUAAGAUAUAGUCUUCAUCCUCGUUCUCGACCAUCAACAACUGAAUUAAUCCUUACAUUAUGGAUGUUUACAUUAUUUUGUGAAGAAAUUCGACAAAUGAUGUCAAUGGAAUUAAAAACAGUAAAUGGAAAGAUAUUGGGAUAUUUUUCAAUAUUUUGGAAUAAAUUAGAUAUAUUAUCUGUAAUAUUAUUUUUUCUUGCAAUUUUUCUUCGAUAUAUUCAAUCGAGUGAUUGUUUUUGUGGUGCACGAAUUAUUUUAGCUAUUGAUUUAUCUAUUUGGUUUAUAAGAACACUUGAUAUGUUUUCUGCUAUAAAAAGACUUGGACCAAAACUUGUUAUGAUUGGUGAAAUGGUUCAUGAUCUGAAAUUUUUUAUGUUAAUGUUAACUGUAUUUAUAUUUGCAUUUGGUGUUCCUGCUUAUAGUUUAAUCUAUGGUGUAGAAGAAUUUUCUUGGCAUUUACCACGUAGUAUAUUAAAUAUUGCUUAUUGGCAAAUAUUUGAAAAUUAUGCAAUAAGUGGUUAUAUUGUAUUUCUAUUGCUCAUUUCAUAUAUGACAGUUGGAAAUGUUCUUUUAAUUAAUCUUCUUAUAGCGAUGUUUAGUAAUACAUUUAAUCGUCUACAAGCAGAUACAGAUUGUAUAUGGAAAUUUCAACAUUAUUCAUUAGUAUGUUAUCAUUUAACACGUCCAUGUCUUCCGCCACCAUUUAUAUUUAUAUCGCAUAUUUGGCGAGGAACACUUUACUUUUUUUCACAUUACGUUCAAUCAAAAUGGUUUAAAUUAAGAUAUAUUAAAUAUAAAAAUAAAGAAAAAUUUAGUAUAGUGAUUGAUAUAAGAUUAAUAAGAAAUAUUGAAGCUAUUGAAGAUGCAUUGGGAAAUGAAGUUUACUAUUUUGUUUCUAAAAUUGAUCGAAAACAAUCUGAUCAUCAAAUGGAUUUUGAUGAAGAAAAAAUCUCUUCUCCACAAGAAAUUGUAUUGAAUAAGAUAAAAAUACUUGAAUAUCAAGUUCGAACAAUACAGAAUCACCAAGAUGAUAUGUUUGAAUAUUUGGAAUGUUUAAUGAAUGGAAUUAGAAAAAUUGGUGGUGAUGAUAUUGAAAUGCCGAAACGAUCUCGUCGAGAUUCAGAAUUGUUUUGUAUGUUAAUUGAACUUUGUCUUAUUAUCAUAGAAUUCUAUUCUAUAGAAGAAUUUUGA
This is a messenger RNA of Rotaria sordida, 1193 nucleotides long. The record is from the annotation of a GenBank genome assembly. Lineage: Eukaryota; Metazoa; Rotifera; Eurotatoria; Philodinida; Philodinidae.